GAGUACGGAGCCGCGUGUUAAACACGAGCUACCAUAAGGCGCAACAUCGACGAGCACAUCAGGAUAAAACACCGCCGAGGUUUUCAGCAGCUAACGGUGGCAUAUUUUAGCGGGCACUUUCUGUAUGCCGCUCAUAUAGAAUUUGUUGCCCUUUGCCAAGCAGCCGUUGAUGCUCGUUGGAAUGCCCGUGUGCGAUAGAUGCCAGGCGUGUUAAUUGUUUGAAAAUUCGUGUUGUUGCGUAGCGAUCGAUGGAAACGGCGAAACACUUCUGAAGCGCAUCUUUUUUCCUGACAGUGCGGUUUCAGCGAGUGAACUCCUGCCAAAGAGAAUACAGAAGAAACUAAAAGAAAGAUGAAGCCAGGAGUUAUGCUCUUCGCCAUUUCACUUGUGGCGAUUCUAAAUUCAUUGGGCCACAUGGGGGAUGCUCCGAAGAUGAAGCUCACCAGGGUCUUCAGGAACUUGGUACCAAGAGCCCGCCAUUUGCACCACCUCGCCACAGCCAUUUACAAGGAGUUUGAGCGGACCUACGUUCCUCAGGAGAAACGCCAUUCCAGUAAAAAACCUGCACUUUGCUCCUCAGCCACAAUCCAGGCGCCGAGAAACAAAGAAGAAACCUUACAGAAAUCGGAUGUGGAGUUGCUUUGCUUUUCUUUGAUUAUUAUCCAGUCUUGGAUCAACCCCUUGAAGAAUCUGAGCCACCUUAUCACCAACAGACAUAUUCAUGUUCUCUCAAAUCGACUCCUUGAGAAGUUAAGAGACCUUGAAGAAGGCAUCCAAGUUGCUUUGAGGGUACUUGAAAAGAGAAGUGACAGACAUAUGGACACGUACAGCAAGUUUGAGGUCAUCCUGCCAGCCGAUGGCUCUGUGAUGAAAGUGCCCGGGCUCUUGGCUUGUUUUAGAAAAGACGCCCACAGAGUGGCAACCUACCUGAAUCUGGUGACAUUCCAACGCUUCGCUUAGAGCCACCACCGCACUCUGUGGGACGCUUGGAGAAGCCACCACCCUGCAUGGAGUGAUGUUAUGCUUACCCUUUUCUUUAAAAAUACCAGAAAGAGAUAACGGAUACAAUUCUGUGUGAUUUUUAAAACAGAGGUGUUUUUGUAUAUGUUACAAUACACUUAAAUGUUCUAAUGGGGAUGCAAUUUAAAAUAGUUGCGUCUGAUGGCAUGACUUACAUUUUUGCUACUUAUGUUAGCUUCAGUUUCUUAGAUGUCACACUAACACAAUUCAUUGAUGACAAAACAAGCAAGCAAUGGAGUAUCUUUCAACAGAAAUAUAAUCCG
Messenger RNA from Erpetoichthys calabaricus (reedfish), 1283 nucleotides. Its product is annotated as somatotropin-like. Lineage: Eukaryota; Metazoa; Chordata; Cladistia; Polypteriformes; Polypteridae. The transcript is spliced from 5 exons. Gene Ontology annotation, molecular function: hormone activity. Bases 352 to 960 code for a protein of 202 amino acids. Gene Ontology annotation, cellular component: extracellular region. Gene Ontology annotation, biological process: growth hormone receptor signaling pathway; positive regulation of tyrosine phosphorylation of STAT protein; positive regulation of growth. The record is from RefSeq and is a predicted model, not a curated record.